GGCGCGGCGGCCGCGAGCAGAAAAGCGAAUCGGUCGCCAAGCGGCCAGCCAGCCGACCGAGAUGGAUGCUGAUUUAGAAAUGGAGGGGUGCGGGCUUUUAAUUGUCACGCGCUGGAAUGUCUGCGCUAAGAAUAGCAUGCAGCUCUCGACGCACAAUUCUGGUCCGCUCUUUCUUUCUGUCCACUUGGCCAGCGUUGUUUGUAUUUUAUUUUGAAUCGGCCCCGGCUGACGAGCGGCAAAAUAGACCUGGAGCCGCCGAUGGAGCCGCACUAGAAUAGGCGCUCGCUUCCAAAAGGACACUCACGCCAAACCCGGCCAGCCCCUGCUAUUCUCUCCGCGAGCUGUGUGUCCGGCCGUCCGUCUGUCUCCGGCCGCGUCCGACUUUUAAUAUCAGUGCGUUCGCCGUGACAUCCUUUUUGUCUUGCUCGCUCGCACACCUCCUGGCCAUUCCAACACGAGCAACUGCGCUUGCGAAAACCCAAAACGAGGAUUGCGUUUAAACUAAUUUUUUCUGCAGGAAAAUAAUCAGGCAGCAUGGGGUCGGAACAGCAGUUCUGUCUUCGCUGGAACAAUUUCCAGAACAGCCUUCUUGCCUCGUUGCCACAACUGCUGGACACGAACGACCUGACCGACGUGACCUUGUGUGCCGGAGGCAAAAGCAUCCGUGCGCACCGAGUCGUUCUUUCCGCGUGCAGUCAGUACUUCAAGCAGCUCUUCAGGGAGAUGCAGCCUUUUUACCAUCCGGUAAUCGUGCUGCCGCAGACCAGCUACUCGGACGUAUGCGCGCUGGUCAGCUUCAUGUACAGUGGAGAGGUCAACAUCUACCAGGAACAACUCCCAAGUCUGCUUGCGGCUGCUGCUGCCCUGCACAUUAGAGGACUUGCCGAAGUGCCCCAUGCCCAUGCCCACGGCAAGGGUUGCGAUAAACCGGAAAUGGAGCUGCACUCGCCGAAGAGGCCGCGACUGGACAAACUGGACCUCACCCCGCCAGAGCAGUCGCCCCUCAGCAACCCGCUCAACACCAGCACCCCCCUCCGACCCGCACUUGAUCUGCUUUUUCCAUCGCAGAGUCCAGAAAGAUACGCAACUAAAACGGAGCCCUCUGAGCCGUCUUCUACCGAACCGCUUCUGGAUACGAACUGCUCUCAUGACGAACCCCUGGCACUCAGCACGGACAACAACAAUCACGGACCUCUGACUUCUGACGAAUCUCCUGGCAGCGACAUGGAUCUUCAAGAGCGACUUCUACAGGCCGUCCAGCAAGGCCUGAGUCCCACUUUGCCGCUCAACUUCCUGCAAAGUGGGCCUCUCUUCUCGCCGUUCAACACGAUGUCUCGCAACAAACUAUUCGCCACAUGCCACAUUUGUGGCAAAUCGUUGUCCAACCAGUACAACCUUCGGGUCCACCUGGAGACGCAUCAGAACCUAAACUACUCCUGCAGCCUCUGUUCACAUGUGUCAAGGUCAAGGGACGCUUUGAGGAAGCACAUUGCGUACAAACACACCGAGGGCAAAUAUUCGACGCGGAUCAAAACAACCUCCAGUUCGUUGUCUUCAAGUCCCGAGGAGGAAAAAGUGGUGGUUGCAAACGCAGCCACCUAGCUUCUCGCUGAAUUCCUAUCCCCGAGUGCAGAUUCCCCCCUUAACCGCCCCUAGCAAAAGAAUAUGAAUCAGCAGAUUAUCACACCUCAGGUGCCUUGCUAGGAGUUUUGCUGAAGAGUUUAAUUUUUCGGUCGAGACACUUUUUUAAAUGCCAAGUCUCGUUUUACAACAUAUAUAUGAAUUUAGAAUGUGAGCCAAUUGUGGAUUGAGUUACCAAGUUUACUUUAUGUGGCCGUCGGCCGCUCGUCCGGUACCACGGACGGAGGCCACCGCCAUUACCUAAGUUACCAUUUUUAUGUGAGAAAAACAGCAAUCGAAAGUUACCAUUUUCGAAGAUCGAUGUACAUAUAUAUUUAUACGCGCAAGACACGACGUCUUGCUGUCAGAUCUAGUUUAAUUAAUUUAUUAUUUUAUUUAUUUGGAAUGUUGAAGCAUUCAGUAUGGUGUGCCAAUUUUUACCAGUAGUGAUUUUCCUCUUUUUGCUAGUUUUUCGAGUGCCAUUCGUCGAAAGGAUAUAAUACGAGUAUUUUGUGCUGAACAGAGAUUAUUUGACCUCCAAAGCUUUCAUAUCAAAUAUGAAGAAUUCUAUAUAUCACUCCGUAGGGUACUUAACAAAGAUGAAUUAUUUAAAAGAAAAAAAAUAUUAAGAAGAUGGGAUUUAAAAAGUAUAAAACUAUUUAUAUAGAUAGAAGAAAGAAUUUAAAACUGCUUAACUGGGAAAGGCGAGGCACAAAAUGCUGUGGAAUAUGCGUGAUAACUUUGUAAAAAUUUAUAAAAGACAUUUUAUUUUUCAAAAGAGACGCCCAGGCGCGCUCUCGCAAGAGACGAUAUGAGCUGUAUAGUAAAAAGAGAGAAAUGCUUUAAAGCAUGUUUUACCUAGGGAUUGAAUAAGAAUGUACAUUUUACCCUGCGAGGUUUGAAUGCGAUUUUUCAAGUUACCAAAAUGACGCACGAAAGUAGUUACCAAAACUCUUGAUCUAGUUCUUAAGGAUGGAAAACAACUAGUGUGUAGUGAUUUUUUCGCACAUAAGUCUUUUUUCAAAUGUGUUUUUGCUCUCGAGUACCCUUAUUUUACCAUUCCAUUUCAUAAUUUUUCGUUGAUUAAUUAAUUUAUUUCGCAACGAGUGUGCUUGUUGAGUGUUUUUGCCGACUUUCGCACAAACACUUCUUUAUAUGGUUUUGCGCUGCGGAUGAGUAUCGAUCGAUAUCAAUUGUAAUAAUAAUAAUGAUGCGUACAAGCAUGUUAGUAUUUUUAGAACCCUACUCACGAUCACUUGCUCAAAAUAGGAAAGACAUCAUCCGCGCGGAAGCACAUUUUAACCCUUUUGAGUUGUCUCUCGAUCAAUAUGUCCCAUUCAUAUAUGCAAUUUUAAAAGGAGUAAAAUAUGUACCACUGAGAAAAUUCCUAUUUUUGCACUUUUGUGUUGCCCGCCGCGAUCCAUUGACGAGAUAAUUAAUCGAAAGAAAUACACUCAGUACCUAACUGUGAUAAGACGAAUCUAAUAAAUGACACACUCACUCACUCUCACACGCAAAAUGUUUGCAAAAAUCAAUUGACUAUAACGGAAAAAGUGUAAACAAAAAUAAACGAAAAGCCCUGUGCCUACGUAGCUCAAUUUUGCCCCUCGCGCACUUCACACCUAUUAAAAAAAAAUGCACGCAGUCAUCAAAUAGUACUAUUUUACGAGAAAGAAAAAGUGUAUUUGGCAAAAUUUUGUGAACUUUUCCAAAAACGACCCAUUGGAUUGAAGAGAAACCUUUUCUGAUUUUGUUGACCUAAUCGAUUUUUAUUCAUUGUAAUUGGUAUAUACUUAAUUAUUAUUCUUUGACUGUGUUUUCUUAGCUGAUAGUUACCGACCUUUUUUGUGAGUUUUCUCGUAUAACGUUCUUUUCCCUUUUUAUCUCGAUGUAAGGAUUUUAUUUUACAAUAAAAAUGCCUCAAGUGAA
Molecule: messenger RNA, 3549 nt
Organism: Neocloeon triangulifer
Lineage: Eukaryota; Metazoa; Arthropoda; Insecta; Ephemeroptera; Baetidae
Product: protein tramtrack, beta isoform-like
Exons: 7
Coding region: 535-1602 (355 amino acids)
Biological process (GO): regulation of transcription by RNA polymerase II
Cellular component (GO): nucleus
Molecular function (GO): protein binding
Source: RefSeq, a predicted model, not a curated record